AUGCGUGACAACCUGUCAGCUGUGAUUACGGCAGGAAAAGCCGCAAAAUUGGGAUCGAAGAUUUUGCAGCACUGCAUGACUUACACGGUUAUGCGAUAUGGCCUACCACCCAAUUUGUGCCAACGGGGCCUAAAGGCGAUAUGUACCUACAUACGCUUCUGCUUCAAAAAGUACGCGGAAAUGAGAGCAAAGAACAAAAAACAAUACAGCGAAAUUAUGACGGACUGUGUGGUGAAGAACACAAUCAUGGCACUGAGCCGAUUUAGUUCAAGCUAUCGAGGAAAGGACCUUCAAGAUGCGAUGGGUCUACUUAUCGACGGGAGGAAAUGCCUCCUCAAAAACAACCUGAUCCCUGAUACCGUUGACGUGGCCUUACAAAUCGACUUGGAAGGCGCGUAG
This is a messenger RNA of Dermacentor silvarum, 399 nucleotides long. RefSeq lists its product as uncharacterized. The transcript has 7 exons. The coding region runs from base 1 to 399 and encodes 132 amino acids. NCBI's taxonomy places the organism in Eukaryota, Metazoa, Arthropoda, Arachnida, Ixodida, Ixodidae. The record is from RefSeq and is a predicted model, not a curated record.